Molecule: messenger RNA, 354 nt
Organism: Durusdinium trenchii
Lineage: Eukaryota; Dinophyceae; Suessiales; Symbiodiniaceae
Source: the annotation of a GenBank genome assembly
AUGUUCUUAUUCUUUUACUAUUUCUUUGGACCAUUAGACCUUUCUUUGUUUCCCUUCUUAUGUAUGUUUCUGCAAAUAAGAACGGCUUUCUUGUUUACUUUUGGUCUUGAACUCAUUGAACGCUACCCCUUCUCUCCUCCUGUGCUCGUUUGUGUUCGCAGGAACUCCAAAUGUGGAAAGUGCUUGGAGUCAAGCUGCUCAAGCCGCUUGCGCUGCUUCGAAAGCACCUUCUUACUUCCAAGCCCCUUUUCGGACAACCUGGGACCUGUGAGCCCCUGUGCGCCUGGAAAGCUUUGCGUUCACAAAGCUAUGUGCUAUGCGUUUAAAGAAAGCAUGUGGCAAAGCUACAUGUGA